Prunus dulcis (almond) is the source of this 797-nucleotide messenger RNA. RefSeq lists its product as uncharacterized. The record is from RefSeq and is a predicted model, not a curated record. The transcript has 3 exons. The coding region runs from base 86 to 658 and encodes 190 amino acids. Lineage: Eukaryota; Viridiplantae; Streptophyta; Magnoliopsida; Rosales; Rosaceae.
UUUCCCUUCUCUCUCUCUCUCAGACACACACACACACAAAAUUUCUCUGCCUCUUUCUGGCAUAUGCAACAACAACAACACUACUAUGAACAACAUCUCUAUGGGAUUUUCAUGUGGGGAUGAUUUUGAAGUAGAGGAAAGUGAAGUUGCUCUUUUAGAUGAAACGAGGGAGAAGCAGCAACACAGCAGCUGGGGGUGUGGUAUGGAAGCUCCUCAUAAUCAUGUGCAGCUUGAAGUCGACUUCCAGUUCUGGCCAGUAGAACAUCCUUUGGAGCCACCCGAUGAAGAUCGCCCUGUCAAAUGCCCCAUGCCCGACUCUUCUGUUAUCAAUAUUGAUAUUGUCUCAUGUAAAAUGCAUUUACAGGAUGGAGGAAGGCAGGAGAAAAGGUCGUCAGAGAGCAGCGCCAUGCGUAAGAGAACAGAAGUAUCAUCUGCUGCUGCAGCAACUUAUAGCAAACCAAGAAUGGAUCAGAUGGUGGUGGCAGUGGCAGAGCCGCCUCCAGCUGUUCGAGCAGUGCGUAAGAGGCAUCACAACACUCUCACCCGCGGCGACCAUAUAAUAUCACCGCUAAGGCGAAUGCCACCCAUUCCUUCUCUCCCAACCCAGAGCAUUACCAUCUUUCAAAUGCUUCAGCAGUUAGACAAGUUCGAGUCUUGAUUGACAACCUAUUAUUGAUUAUUGAUUACUGGGUGAUGAGAAAAUGGUCCUGAAUCUUGAUCACAUAUAUUGUAGCUGAUAUAGAAAGCUGAAAUGUAGCAUGGACCUUUUCUACUUUCAUUGGCGUAUGUUCAGAUUC